Hyaena hyaena (striped hyena) is the source of this 1967-nucleotide messenger RNA. RefSeq names its product beta-1,4-galactosyltransferase 4 (gene B4GALT4). Bases 150 to 1184 code for a protein of 344 amino acids. The record is from RefSeq and is a predicted model, not a curated record. The transcript has 6 exons. Gene Ontology annotation, molecular function: glycosyltransferase activity. Gene Ontology annotation, biological process: carbohydrate metabolic process. NCBI's taxonomy places the organism in Eukaryota, Metazoa, Chordata, Mammalia, Carnivora, Hyaenidae.
GAGAUUGUUGGAGCAGAACUACUGAACGAAAUCAGACAUUGCAUCUUCAGUUGUCACCAAGUUUGCCAUCGGAUUGAAAGAGUUGAACUCGAAGCUUCCUGCCUGCGGUGAAGUGGAGAGGGAUACAUAAUUCUCCCGUAAUAACAGACAUGGGCUUUUUAGUGACUUUGCACCUUUCCUACAAGUUCCGGUUACUGUUGCUUUUUCUCUUAGGCCUGACAGUGCUUGGGUGGGCCACCAGUAACUAUUUUGUGGGUGCUAUUCAAGAGAUUCCUAAAGCAAAGAAUUUCGUGGCUAAUUUCAACAAGGUCCUAGUCUGGGAGAAGGGAGACACUCUGACUAAGGAAGCAUCCGUGAAAGAAGCAGACCUCAGCAACUGCCCUGCUGUGUCUCCAUACCUCAGGGGCCAGAACAAGCUCGUUUUCAAACCAGAUCUCACUCUGGAAGAGGUGGAGGCAAAAAAUCCCAAAGUGCACAGAGGCCGGUAUCAGCCCGAGGAAUGUAAGGCUUCACAGCGGGUCGCCAUCCUCAUUCCACACCGGAACCGAGAGAAACACCUGCUGUACCUGCUCGAACACCUCCAUCCCUUCCUGCAGAGGCAGCAGCGGGACUAUGGCAUCUAUAUCAUCCACCAGGCUGGAAGUAAAAAGUUUAAUCGAGCCAAACUCUUGAAUGUGGGCUAUCUAGAAGCUCUCAAGGAUGAAAAUUGGGACUGCUUUAUAUUCCACGAUGUGGACCUGGUGCCCGAGAACGACUUGAACAUUUAUAAGUGUGAGGAUCAGCCCAAGCAUCUGGUGGUUGGCCGGAACAGCACUGGGUACAGGUUACGUUACAAUGGAUAUUUUGGGGGUGUUACUGCCCUUAGCAGAGAGCAGUUUUUCAAGGUGAAUGGAUUCUCUAACAACUACUGGGGAUGGGGAGGCGAAGACGAUGACCUCAGACUCAGGGUUGAGCUUCAUAGAAUGAAAAUAAUCCGGCCAAUGCCUGACGUGGGUAAAUAUACAAUGAUCUUCCACACUAGAGAUAGGGGCAAUGAGGUGAAUAUAGAACGGAUGAAGCUCUUACAUCAGGUGUCACGAGUCUGGAGAACAGAUGGAUUGACUAGUUGUAUUUAUAAAUUACUCUCUGUGGAUUAUAAACCUUUAUAUACCAACAUCACAGUGGAUUUCUGGACUGGUGCAUGACCUUGGAUCUUGGUGACAUUUGGAAUAACUGAAUAUUUUAUUGCAAUAAUUUUGGACUAGAGACUUUCUCUAGUAGCACACAUUAAGAACUUGUUGCAGCUAGUUAUUGAGCUGAAUUUUUCCUUUUUGUAUUUUCUUAGCAGAGCUCCUAGUAAUAUGGAACGUAAAACAAUUGAAAGAAGAUAGCUUUCUUGGCUGUUUUUUUCCUUUAGUGUUAAAUCUUGUAAUACAGAUACUUGAAGGACUGAGUAUAAAAGGACGAUUCAAAGAAUACCAUGAAGCCUAGCUCCCUGAGAACUUUAAGUUUGAAGUAAUACAUUACGGGCUAAGAAAGCCCAUAGGAAAUAAGAUUGCUGAAUGUCUCAGAGAACCAGAAUUGUUCUCAUCUGUGGUAGAAAGGUACGAAGAAGUCUGUUUGUUAUUCAUUUAUCCUGCAUGGUCGUCUGUGAAGAGCUGGGUCCCAGGUGGGAAGAAGGCUGCAGAAGAGAGGAGAGGGGAAGAAUCCAGAUGCGGUAAACUCGGGGAUGAAAUGUUGGGAGGAGGACAGUGAUGGAGAAGCAGCCACGGCUGUGCUGGUCACCGCUGCUGCUACCCUGUUCUGGGGUCACCUGUCCAGACACGCCUUCCAGGAAUAGCCCAGCAGGGAACACAUCAUCUACUAGUUUUUAAAAUAUUUUUGUAAAAAUGAUUUUGUACAUGUAGGAUCUGAAUUAGCCAUUUACAGAUUACAUAUUAACUAAUAAAAGAUCGAAAGUACCUCUGUAGUAAAAUAUGGAAAAGCUU